Messenger RNA from Macrosteles quadrilineatus (aster leafhopper), 586 nucleotides. RefSeq lists its product as uncharacterized. Lineage: Eukaryota; Metazoa; Arthropoda; Insecta; Hemiptera; Cicadellidae. Gene Ontology annotation, cellular component: centrosome. The coding region runs from base 88 to 474 and encodes 128 amino acids. The transcript has 5 exons. Gene Ontology annotation, biological process: microtubule anchoring. The record is from RefSeq and is a predicted model, not a curated record. Gene Ontology annotation, molecular function: protein binding.
GUUGCUAGUUCUUCUAGUUUGAAAUAAUCUUUUAAGCCUACUUCCAUUUUAGUUUUCUUGGUAUUAUUAUUUUACUGGAGCAAGAGAAUGGUAUCCGAGGAGGAAUUAAUGGAGAUUUUAAAAACUACACUUCGAGAUAAUGGUCAAUAUGGAAGAAUCAAGGCAGACUUGAUGAAUCAGCUGAUGAACGCUCUAGGUAUGGAUAAACAGCAGCUGAUUGACACAGAUAAGCCUCAACCUCCUGCCAACAUAAGUCUUGUAAAUCAGCUGAUCUUAGAAUAUCUAAACUGGGCCGGCUACAAGUUCUCAGAGAAAAUGUUUACUGCAGAAGCAUCCGUCCCUGCUACGACAACCUCAAGGAAUGAUCUCAAACAAGAACUUAAGUUAAAAGAGUGUCAUCAUACAGAAGGACUGCCACUACUACUUCUACUACUCUCAACAAUGAAAGAUUCACAAUCCAACAGUCAAAAUUAAAAUCUAUACAGCUAUAAUAAAAUUCCACAAUGUCAUCAACUCACGAAAAAGAAGAUCCAAAUAUAGAGACAACAAACAGAGUAGUUGCAGAAGAAGAUAAACAAGAGUCUAC